This is a messenger RNA of Lachancea mirantina, 1596 nucleotides long. The record is from the annotation of a GenBank genome assembly. NCBI's taxonomy places the organism in Eukaryota, Fungi, Ascomycota, Saccharomycetes, Saccharomycetales, Saccharomycetaceae.
AUGAGUAGCCAGAACUCCCGAUCUUCCAAUCCGCGAGAUUCGAAUCGCAAAAGGUUUCAUGGGCUUAAAAUGGAAACGUUACCGUUUUCUGCAGAUUUGAAGAACAAUGAAACGUUUGAAACAGUACAGGACAUAGAGUCCGAAAAGAUGGCAGAUUACGAGACUGCGAGCACUCAUUCCAAAUUGGAACAUGAUGACGAUUUCAAGUUCAAAAGACACAGAUCGAAACAAGCAGGAACCGCGUCUUUGGGCGAACGAUUAGACAAUAUACAAGAACUACAAAAAGCGCGAUGGAUGGAUAAUUUCAAUUCUUCGGUCAAUUUUGAGCGUCAGACCUUAAACCAGAAUUACAGCCGUAAGGUGUCACCGUCUCAAAACCAGUCUCAGCAGCCACCUAUCAUUGCAGACGCUCCGCAGCCCAUGGCACCGCCUUACAUGCCGUACAUGUAUUAUUAUCCAAUGACGCAACUGAUGCCCAUGCCCACUUCACCCGUGCGACCGCCUGAGAAUUCGUCGCAACUUUAUAUCAACACGUCUACUCAACCAUUUAUGCCUCCAAUUCCGCACGGGAAUGGCCAACUAAUGCCUCCUCCACCGCUGUAUCCCAAUUAUCCUGCCUACAACUUUCAAAACAAUGUUGACCACAGGCGCCCGAAUAGAAGAGACCGGAAAAGGUCAUUUAUGGCACAGCGGGGCAGACGUUUAUCGAUGUUAUCGUUCCAAGACGACCACAGUCAUAUAAUAUCACCCCACAAAGACGUUCCAGAACGCGAUUUUUACAGGCACAUCGCCAACACCUCGUUUGGCCAUGAGCUCCAAGUCAGACAGCUUUUCAAUUGGUGUUUUAUUCGUAGUUUACGGAAAUGGGAGAAAUCAGAGUCCACCCAGCAGCGAGACGCGGGUCAAAGCGGUGAAACGUACACAGACCCGAAAAGAAUAGCAAUGGUUGUCAUUAAAGAAUUUGUCGAGGAUCUUCGACGGGGUAAAAUAGGUGUGGAUUGGGAAGCGGAAGAAUAUAACGUCGUUGAAGAAGAUGACGAAAAAGAUUCUUAUCGGGACGAGGACACCGAGCUUCGCGAGCUGUUUGACCACGAUGAGGACGAAAGCGUGGUGGUGCGCAUGCCCACGAAGAGGCGACGCAGAGAAUUGCCCAACAUUCCUAAUGAAAAGAACGUGGAAAACGCAAAGAAUUUAGUCAUAUUAGAGAAACAAAUCAACGAUUUACGCGAAGAGAUCAAAAUUUGGUCCGAAAUGACCAACGAGGACAACAGCAUUGCCAGGAAAUGGACCGAUUUCAAAACUGAUUUGGCUAGUAAGGCUCAAAGGGCUAACGACAGUGAUCCGUACUCAACAGUACUUAGCGAGCAACUUGGACAAUUAAAUGAAAAGCUGGAAACUAGGAUGGAUAAUUUCCAAAACAUGGCGCAUUUCUUGAAUUCCCAUAGCAAACUCAUAUCUCAAACCUCGCAAAAGAGAUUGGAAAAGCUGACGGCAUGUUUGCGUGAUGCGGGGCUCGGGGCUGGCCCGGAGAUCGGUCGUAGAAAAGAAGUACGAAAUCUUCUUCAAGGUUUGAGCAAAAUUCUCACCGAGCAGUGA